CUGUUGUUUUAGCAGUAACUGUAUCCUUUGUAAAGAUGGUAACCUUGCUGCAAAUUCAGUCUGUAACAGUUCAAACACACCUGGAGAACCCAACAAAGUACCACUUGCAACAAUCACAAAGACAGCAAGUAAAACAGUACUUGACACUUGGAACCAAAUUUUCAACACAGUCUCUUUCAUACUCACACACCGCCCUGCCUGAAGAAGUAACACCACCACUAAGAAAUGGACAUGUGUCUCCUUCGGAACAAAGUUGUGCAGGAAAUAACACUGUGACAAAAUUAUUACAUUUGGGAACCGGACACAAAAAUGAGGUACUUCCACAACUACAAUCUAAUAUGGGGGAGGCACCAUCAUCAUCAUCAUUACUCCACGGAGUUUGUAUUCAGAUGGAAGAAGUUAUUGAUGACAUAAUUAGUCUGGAAUCAAGUUUCAAUGAUGAUGGGCUGAGCUGCAUAGAACCUUCAAUGCUACUGCCAAAUAAUCUUUCACUGUCAAGUAGCAUUCUGGAUGUUUACAAUACUGAACAAAGCAUUUCCGGGUCAAGCAUGGGACUUUCUAAUACAUCUUGCACAACUGGUGUUGGCGUAAAGAGGGAAGUACCAGAUACGAGAACAAUGGCCAAAGAGAGGCAGAAGAAGGACAAUCAUAACCUUAUUGAACGGCGGAGACGAUAUAAUAUUAACUACAGGAUCAAAGAACUUGGAACAAUGAUCCCAAAGUCAAAUGAUCCUGAUAUGCGUUGGAACAAAGGAACUAUUUUAAAAGCUUCAGUAGAAUACAUCAAGUGGCUACAAAGAGAACAACAAAGAGGUAGAGAAUUAGAACACAGACAAAAAAAAUUAGAACAAGCCAAUAGAAGAUUGCUGCUUCGUAUUCAGGAACUUGAAAUACAAGCCCGAGCUCAUGGUCUGCCCAUUCCGGCAAUGUGCACAGUAGAACUAUCUUCCCAGGUUAUCAAGCAGCAAACAUACGGAGAGAAUAUUUCAGAGGAUUUUGCUCACCAGCUUCCCCUGUCUAUUGGAAAAACGACUGAUUUGUGUGAUGGAUCAACUGGAUUUUCCGAUCCCCUCUCACAUUUUACAGAUUUAUCAUUCAGUGCUGCUUUAAAGGAACAGAUGUUAGAGGAAAUGUCUCCAUAUGGAACAGACCCCUUUCUGUCUACAACAUCACCAGACCUUUCCAAAGGAAGCAGCAGGAGGAGCAGCUUCACUUCUGAUGAUGGGGAUGAUCUUUGAAUAGAAAUGUCAUCUUCUCACAAACAACAACCAGAAACUACUGUAUGAAAGAAUAAGCACUGAAUGAACAGCUUCAUUUUCUAAAACAUGUAUUUCAAAGUGAUAAGUUUGGAGGAAUAUAUUAUUCGCCCAUUCAAUUACAUGGAACCUAAGUGAUUUUCCACUGUUACAGCUCUAAUUAGUAAAUACUGGUCACAAUGUUGACCUCGAGGCUAAAAUCAUCUGGUGGCUGGGAAAAAAAGAUCUUAAUUCAUAAUUAAGUUUGAAUGUCCCACUCAUAAUUAAGUUGCUAUUUUACUACUAUGGCAAAUGGAUCAUCCUGUUAACAUUUAAAUUAAUUAUCUGUGAACGGCCAUUAAAGCAGAAGAUAUUUACUGUGAGAAAAUGUACCUUUCCUACAUACAACACUAUUGGGAAAGACUGAUUUCCAUUUUUCUCAUUUCAUUUCCAGCAAUACUCUUUCUGCUGUACUAUACUCUACAGCAGGGGCAGCCAACCCUGGUCCUCGAGAGCCACCAACAGUUAACAUUUUGCAGGUCUCACAGAAUCAUAAGUGAAGUAAUUAGCACCACCUGUGAAUCUUUUCAAAUGUGUCAGUGAGUAAUGAAUACACCUGUGCACAGUGUCGGACUGGGAUAUGAAGGGCCCACCGGGGGAAUGCAGUUAUAUGGGCCCUUACUUAGGGGUGUGGCCAGCCUACAAAGGGUGUGUGGCCAGCCUCCACAGAGGCUUGAAGUACACAAUAGUUUAGUGCAGUGUAAUACAAUAUAUCUACCAUGUAUAAUACAAGUGCACAGUCUGGAACCUGAUCCCUAGAGGAAGGAGUUGUGCCUCAGACAGUGGGGCCUACCGGUGGUUUCCCUGGUACCCCUGUGGGCUAGUCCGACCCUGCCUGUGCACCUGCUAGGUGGCCUGGAAAACAUGAACUGUUGGUAGCUCUCGAGGACCAGGAUUGGCUACCCCUGCUCUACAGUCACAUCAUUUCUUUUAAACUACAGACCUGUCAUAUUUUGUCAUAUUUUUCAGUACACAUUGAGCAUCUGAACAUACGUUUAGAAGACACAGUACUGCCUCAUGUUGAGUAACUCUGUUUUUUUUAUCUAAGAGGCAUAAUUUGGCUGAUGCAGAGAUGAACACAAGUCAGCUUUACAGAUGAAUCUUGCAUGCUUUUGCACUGCACAUGCACCAUAGCUGAGUGCAUAUGUCUGCAAGAGAUUGCAUCUUCACUUGUAGCUGAAGGAGCGUAACUUUGUGGUAGGUAUGGCCAUCGGUGGGUUAGCCAUCGAUGGUCACCAUCAAUGGUACUAUUGAUGGUUAACCUUGAUGGUGUAAAACCACAUGUAAAAGAAACAUCAAUGGUUUUACCCACUGAUGGCCAGUCCUGCAUAACUGUACAAUGAAAUGCAGGGCAAUCAGGGCCCAGAGGCGUGGCUUCAUGGGCAUCAGAGCCAGGACUAAACUCUGUGCACUGACACUUUGAGAGAAAAAAAAUCGCUAGCACUGAACCAUCAAUGGCAGGAAACCAUACUCAACAUCGACUUCAAAUCAUCAAUGGUCAAUGGCCAUCACUACUUUGUGGUGGCAGGUUGUUUGCAAGUAGGCAUGGAUCAACCCUAUCUGUGUUCUUCGUUUCAUUGAUGGCAUCAUCAUUGUGCACUUGCAAAUGUGUACACUUGGUUACAAGGCAAACACAGGGCAGAUGUAAUACCGUCCGAGUUUGUCAAACGUGUGGGAUGCUGGCUGAACUUGGACAUUUUUUAUAAAGGGGCAAUCACUUACAAAGCAUGGUUUUGCCUUGUAAGUGCUUGCCCCUUUAAAAAACUCAGGCGGCAUUACAUCAUGCCCACGGAAUGAAAACAUGCAAGAUACAUACGCUUCUCUAAUAGAUGUACAAUGUCUUCUAUUCUGCAUCAGACCAAAUAUAUUUAUGUGGUAACAAUGGCAAAGCCAGACGUUAGAAAGUCAGCUCUAGUAAAUUCAUCUAGCUUAAUUAAAUUAAUAUCACAGUGCACAGAAAAAAUCUAUUGUUUCUUUUAAUGUGAAUGACAUUGAACCAAUAGCAUUCGGCCGCAUAGCAAUAUUUUACAGUAAUGCUCCAAACAACAGAUUUCAGCUAAAUUAUUUCCACUGAAUUAUCAGGUUGAAGCUAUAAAAAUACUGUACAUAAGUUUCAUGGAAGGAACAUUACUACAAUUGGGAAGCCAAAUAGUUAUUUGAUUUUUAAAUAAAAACUUAUUUUGUAAUAUUAUAAUUGUUUGCUAUAUGUAUGUUAUCGUAAGGGCUAUAUUGUUACACUUCUUUUCUGAAUGAUACUGUACAACAAAGACUACAUUUACAGUAUUACUGUUUUUCUCAUGGUCAGCUACUCUACAGUAGAAAAUAACAGAGCAAAGCGAGCUAAAGAUAGCAAUUCCUUAACCAAGGACAUUUUCAUACAAUAUAAAAUUGAAUUCUGGAUGUAAAAUACUUUGUCUUGUACUUUUGCUGUUGUUAUCUCACCAAUUCUUAUAAUAAACAUAAAAAACACUUUA
This is a messenger RNA of Pseudophryne corroboree (corroboree frog), 3769 nucleotides long. RefSeq names its product transcription factor EC (gene TFEC). Bases 36 to 1238 code for a protein of 400 amino acids. Gene Ontology annotation, biological process: regulation of transcription by RNA polymerase II. Gene Ontology annotation, molecular function: RNA polymerase II cis-regulatory region sequence-specific DNA binding; protein dimerization activity; DNA-binding transcription factor activity, RNA polymerase II-specific. Gene Ontology annotation, cellular component: nucleus. The record is from RefSeq and is a predicted model, not a curated record. The transcript has 9 exons. Lineage: Eukaryota; Metazoa; Chordata; Amphibia; Anura; Myobatrachidae.